Molecule: messenger RNA, 1185 nt
Organism: Entrophospora sp. SA101
Lineage: Eukaryota; Fungi; Glomeromycota; Glomeromycetes; Entrophosporales; Entrophosporaceae
Source: the annotation of a GenBank genome assembly
UAUUGAUAAAUUUGGGGUAAAAAGAAAAAUUGGGGAUGUGUUAAGUAGCGGACGACAAGCCCAAGAUUUGGGCAGCCCAGAAAAAAUUCAACCAACUCAAAAAGUAGAAUGUAAAGAAAAAAUAAACAAAAAAAUAAAGUCUGAUAUAAAAUCUAUGGAAGUAAAAACAACUGUAUUAAAAAGCCCAAAAAAAAGCAAGAACGAACAAACAAUUAUCAAACUAGCCCAAAUAAUUAAAAGAGAGUUAUUUCGGCAAAAAGUAAAAAGAGAUAAGCCUAUUUAUAAGUAUAUGAAUGAAUUAAUAAUAAUUCGCACUGAAAACAGCAAAGAACUAAAAGCUUUUCUCCAAAAGAAGCGUAUCGAUUACGAGACUUAUCCUUAUGAUGCCAAGCAAACUCAUCGGGAAAAGUGGUUAAAAGAUAUUGAUUUAGCAAAUAAAGACGAAAAACUUAAAAGAGGAGAAAUUUGGUUAGUAAGAUUUAAAAAAAAGAAAAGUCUUGGCACCGAAAUUUGGAAAGACCGUCCUGCUCUAAUCAUUUCGGCUGAUUGGCAAAAUGCCAAAAACGGAAAAAUUAUGACUGACCAGGUUCAUAGUUUUGACAAGAAAAAAAGAUUAGUUAGGAAAUUAGGAAUUUUGCCAGAGGAAACAUUAAAGAAAGUGGAAGAAACUUUGCAAGAAUUAUUAGAUCAGGGGACAUUGGAAAUAGCGAAAAACGCUGAUUUAGUUAUUCAACCAGUCGGAGCGAGCAAUGAUGAUUUAAUGCCGGCGGUGAAAGAAUUUAAUGCUUUAAAAAAGGCGGGAAUAAACAAAAAUAAACUUUUAUUUGUUCUAACUCGCUUAUCUACUCCCAAAGAAGCCGAAGCAAUAAAAGAAUACUUAAAAGAUACUGCUUAUUCGUUUACUAAUAAUUAUCUCUCCGAAAAAACUAGUUAUAAACAAACCCAAAACGAGGGUAGAAGUAUCACCGAAGUUAGUUAUAAAAACAAAAUUAAAAGGAAAGGGCUAGGUAUUGCUCCGCAAGAGGCUAGUGAAAAUAUUCAAGCUUCCGAGUUAGCUCCACGAGAUAAAAGGUUUACGGGACGCACUAAACAGUUAGGGUUAAGUGUGAAACCAGAAUUCUCUAAGCGGUUAAAAAUGAUAGCUGCCGAAGAGGAUUGUUUUGUGAUAGAAGUAUUAGAAAAAGC